AUUGAAGAAGAUAAGAACAAACGAAUUGGAGUUGAAAAAGGCAAACAAAAUGGAGAUGAAAAAGAUGAAUGUAAUGAAGUUGAAAAGGAUGAACGUAUUGGAACAAUCAUUGCUGAAGAAGAAACUGAAAAAUGGAAGAAGAUCGAAAGACUAAAAUCAUUAGAUUUCAGAAGUCUUGAAGAUGCCUGUAAUGAUUGGAAUAAAAGAGUAGAAAAAUUUAAAGUGAUAAUGAAUGAAACAGUAAAAUUGAAAAAGUUUGACGAAACACACCCGAAAUCAUGUGACCAACAACACGAUGUUACAAAAAGAAAAGCUGUCAUAAAGAUUUCGAAAUUGGCCCUUGAAGAAAUGAUUACUGUAUUGGAAAAUGGACCUAAAACAAAAAAAAGAAUAAUGGCAUUAAAGGUGGAAUGA
Cetraspora pellucida is the source of this 414-nucleotide messenger RNA. NCBI's taxonomy places the organism in Eukaryota, Fungi, Glomeromycota, Glomeromycetes, Diversisporales, Gigasporaceae. The record is from the annotation of a GenBank genome assembly.